Molecule: messenger RNA, 840 nt
Organism: Strongyloides ratti
Lineage: Eukaryota; Metazoa; Nematoda; Chromadorea; Rhabditida; Strongyloididae
Product: Lipase EstA/Esterase EstB family-containing protein
Exons: 4
Coding region: 1-840 (279 amino acids)
Biological process (GO): lipid catabolic process
Molecular function (GO): lipase activity
Source: RefSeq, a predicted model, not a curated record
AUGAAAAUAACAAUUUUUACAUUAAUUUUUAUAAUUUUAUUUCCAAUUUUUACAUUAACUAUAUCUGAAGCAUUUAUAAAUUUUAUAACUAAUCACUAUGGUGAAGAUAUUGCAAAAACAUUAGCGCGUCAAGAUUUAGGACGUCAAGGAAGUUACGGUGGUGGUAACAAAAGACCAAAUAUAAAAGGAAAACGUCCAGUAAUUUUAGUUCACGGUAUUACUAAUAGUGCUGGAACAUUUUUUUCAAUUCGCAAAUAUCUUCUAAAUCAUGGAUAUAGUGAUGAUUUAGUAUAUGGAACAACAUAUGGUGAUGCUGGAAAAACAAAUAUCUUAAUGGCAACAAUGGAAUGUCGAUUUAUAAUGCAGAUACGAAUGUUUAUUCAAACAGUGGCUGAUUAUACAAAUUCAAAAGUUGACAUAAUAGCAUAUUCAAUGGGAUCACCUGUAGCAAGAAAAGCUAUACUUGGAUCAAAAUGUGUUGAUACAGGACGUGAUUUAGGUCCACCAAUUACGGUACUUGUUGAAAAAUUUAUUAGUGUUGCAGGAGCAAAUUAUGGUUCAGCUUUAUGUAUCUUUCCUUUUGGAAGUUGUAAUUUAAUUAAUGGAUUAAAUUGUAAUUCUAAAUUUAUUACUGAUAUCAAUAGAAAACAAAAAUAUGAAGGUAAAAGAAUUUAUACAAUAUAUUCUAAUGCAGAUGACAAAGUUGGGUAUAUAACAUGUGGGCAGAUUGCAAGUAAAAUUAAAGGAGAAAAUCAAUCCAUUCAGCGAACUGGUAUGAAUCAUGAUCAAGUAAUUUUUAAUACAGCGAAUUUGCAAUUAAAACUUCUAAGACAAAAAUAA